CUAGAGGUGGGAAACGAAAAGUGGACGAAGAAGGAAAUAAAUCUUCAAACGGCAUAAAAACAACUGAAGCGAAUUCUAUCCCCGCGCCGAUGAAAGCCAGUCACCCCUUCGACUUGUUCCGGCGAAAGAUGAUUUUCUACCAGCACGAGGACGUGCAGCUAACGGUGAUCGACCGUUACAAUCUCGAGAAUUUGUUUGUCGAGCCACACUCGAGCGAUUCGCAGCAUCUGCGGCGCGCCCGGGCGCAGAACGUCCCGGAUGUGGUCCCGUCAGACGCGCACGUGCAUGUGGAAGUGAAGAAGUGUAAGUUGACGGAUCACGGAGGUGACUGCAAGCCGUUGAAGGAAGACGGUGUAGUAGAGAGCAGGAAAAGGAAAUGCAAGAAGAAGGAAUUCAGUACGCCGGCGCAACAGAGUGAAAAUAUCAAGCAGAAGUACCUCUUCCUGCUGUUCAGGCCGAGCUCUUUAGCGAGGAGGAAACCGUAUGGGAACAUGCUGCUAGACGACUUGGGGUCGAUUUUCAUGAGCCUGAAAUACUUCGGGUUGGAGAAAAAAGCGGUGGAAAAGGGGUUUCAAUUGAUUCUCCUCGUGGACUCCGUUCUGGAGGAAGAGGAAAAAGCGGUGUUGGACUUGAUCGUGCCGCUACGGAAGUGUCAGAAUUGAAAUUGACAAAGUCGAAAAAUUUGUGAUGCACAAAAUCGAUGUCAGUUGGAGCCUCAGUCUCCAAGUGGCGCAUGACAAAUUUCUGGAGCACCCAAAUCCAGUCCGUCACGCUGUUUGGGCAAAGAAGACUGCUCCUGUCAUGCUACUCUGGCAGCGCGUCGCAUACCCCUAAGCAGGCUUGCAAUCGGCCUCAUUUGCCUGCUCCCCAAUACAGGCCUUCAGUGCCCUACAUUUUACGCAUCACAAAUUUCUCGAUUUUGUCGAUUUCGAUCCUGGCACACCCAUAGCCGCGGAAAUUCGUGUGGACAAGAGUGGCGAAGGGGCGAAACCACGUGGACGCAGACCUGACCUCCUGGGGCGCGGUGAUCGCGCAACGGAGUAGAGAACUGGGCCUGAUAAUGGACGUCGAGGACACAACUACCGAGGAAUGUGAUGCAGAUGAAGCAGACGAAAUCAUAAGCAAACCAUCCGCAUCAAAUAAAGUAGAACCUCCCGCACCGUCAAGAAUAUCUGUGACUGCAAAAGAGCCUGCAGCUUCAUCUCCGUCGAGCAACAAGGUUGUCUGCGUGCAGAAUUUCAUCACCGGUUUCGCGGCCGCCGGGUACGCGAACAGUGACGAAAUUCACAACCACUUGUCCACCCCAGCGUACAAGGAGAUCUACGACGACACCGUCGGUAUGGCGCUGUCUUUAGGCUUGGACCGGGGGGGCACCAGUGUGCCGGAUUUGCUCGGCUUCCGGGAGUUUUUGUACGAUAUGCGGAAGAAGAUGAGGCAGGUCGACGUUGAUGUUUCGGGUGAGGAAAACCAAAACCAAGGGAACUCUGUACAACUAGCACAGGAUACAACUAGCAUGACAAACACCGUGAACAUCCUGGUUGCGCUGCCCUGCUGUCCGGCGGAGUAUUUCUUGAAAGGCGAGGGAGGCCGUCGUGACGAUCAGCCGGCGACGCUUGUAAUGCCUUCUAGAACCACCAGCACCAUAACGCAGAAACUCCCAGGCGCGACCGAGCACUUAGAUUCCGUCGUUGUCGGGAAACCUUUGGUCGCGACUCGGUACGUGCUAGACGAAGACCACGCUGCAAUUCCGGGGAACAGACCUGGGUGUGCGACGUUUGAUAUAAUUGACAGUUCUGCAAGCACUUCGGAAGCAGGAGGACAUCAAACAGGCCCAGGACCCUCACAACUCUCCGGUAGAAAAAAUCCACUGCAGGAUAAGGUCGAGGCAGUUAUCAAAGCGCUAAACUCCGACCUGCCUCCUGAGAGCAAAAAGUUUUCCGUCUCGUUCGUCAAUAGUUGCGAGUUCCUACCGGCGUAUUACUUGGCGAAGGCGAAAUCAGAAUCUGAAUCCUCCACGAAAGGGGCCACUAGCACUUCUCCUUCCUACGCGGCAAAAAUUUUGCAGCAUAUGGAAAACGUCGACAUUCUUUUCACCCUCGCCGGGUUCGACGCGUUCGAGCACGAUGCGUUCGUGACUCAGGCGGUUCUGUUGCCGCAACUCGCGACGAUACUAGCUCCCUACCGGUCGAUGGAGGCAAAAGACAAGGCGAAAAUUGACGAGGCGAGCUUUAACCUGUUCAACAUGGAAAGUCUCUUUCCCAGGCACACGAGGGUUCUACCGAGCCAUCACGGGGCGCUGUUUCAGUUGCGGAGGCUGCUGAGACACCGCGCGUAUUUGAACGUGCAGGAGUUUCCCAUGUACCCCGUGGCGGUAGGAGCAACUGCCACGAGUGGAGGAGGUAAAGGUGCUGCUGUCCGUGUCGAAGAAGAGGAGCAGGCAAGAAUUACGCCGAGUCUCACGGUGUCCUACAAUGUGACGAAGCACCGGAAUUUCCUCAGGAAAGAACUCUUGCGGUAUCAGGGUUUCAAGCUUGGCGUGAAAGAGGAGACGUCAGCUUCUACUUCAAGAGCGACCAACGAGGCGAAAAUAAAAGCACCAAGCGACGAAAACGACGAUCAUCUGACAGAAACGGAAAGACUAAUCCAGCAAAUCGCGACGAAAACUGGCAAGCGCAACCCCUCCCAUUCGCUCGCGUAUUCCUUCUGUGACCAGGAUACCACCAGGACGAACAUUGGGGAGUACUGUCAGGUGCAGAUCUGGUCCGCGGGCGGCUGCUCUAACCUGCCGCUCGCGUUUGGCGGCCCGCAGGACUUUUACAAAUGGUAUUACGCACAGAAUUUUGACACCUUUGUCGAAGACACGACGGAGUGGACGACGAGCUCGGAGUUGCGACACUGGCGAGUCUGCUACGGGGUGAACGUGGAUCCCCAUGUGGUUGCCAGGAAAAAAUCCCUAGAGAAAGAACUGGCGGUGAGAACGUCGUCGAGUGGCUCUUCUGGUGGCGCCGGAGGCGAUAGUAGUACUUUAUCAACAUCAGCUCUUUCAAAUAAAUCGUCUCCCUGGUCCACUUUCACGUCGAAGCAAGCGCAGAGAGAAGAGCUUGCCACUCUCCAAACCGAGGACCUCGCCGCGGGGAUAAUCCACUUGGAUAAGAAAAUUGCGGAGCAAUUCGCGCAAAAGUACAGCACCACGGCGGCGUAUGGAGACGUCGCCGGUUGGCGCCACACACUAGCGGUGAACCAGUACUCACCGGGGUUGUUGGGGGUCUUGAAGCUGCCCUGCCCGCGGAGAUCUUACCAAGUGAAGUUGGAGAAUGUGUUGUCUUUGGACACCGGGAAUAAAGUACUGGAACCAGCAAUCUUCUCCGACAAGGACGAGCCGGCCUUCUCGACCUUGUCGGCAGACCAGACGAACGGCGGCGGGUAUGGCAGGAGUGGCAGGUGCUCGUUGGUGUUUGCGCCGACGGUCGGGUGGGUAGAGGAAAUACUAGGUGAGGAUGAAAAUGAGGAACUGUCACCAGUGAAUAAGGAUGACGAAUAUCCAUUUGACUUAGUAACCGGGAGUGGUCUACUUCAAAAGGGGUCGGCGCUCAGAAAAUCUUCCUCAUCCAGAUCAACAACAAAACCCGUCCUGCUCGCGCGUACCAAAAUGGCGGUGCCAGUGGUUGACGACGCUAAGAUCGUUGCGCGGGAAGCCGGACUCACCACGCAUCUCGACGCGUACUACCGCCCGGAGUACGGGAAUUAUUCUUUCCGGUUUCUGCCGACAGUUGGGUCGUCAUCUGAUCCACGUGAAGUCGCAAAUAGGUGGGAAGACGGGGACUCUGUGGUCGCGGCAGAAGAGGAGGUGUUGAAACGGGCGGUGGAAGCGGAGAUGAAGAAGGCGUCUUCUAGUUCAACAUCAGAGUCAACAUCUGCUUCUUCUCCUCUUGCGCCAACCGAUAUUGAAACAAUUUUGCUGAAGAAAGACGAGAUAGAGCCUGAAACAAAAACAGCAACCACAGCCUUCGAAGAGCUUGUAGUCCCGCCGAGAAUCGAUCUCGGCGCCGACUUCCCGGAAUUCCUGAAGCAGCACCUGCUCCACGCGCUUGCACACCGCAACCGACACGGUGCGAAGGCAGAGGAUAGAAGUAGUAAGAUGAACAACGAGAUGAAUAAAUCAGGAGCAGCGUCUCUCUCAUCUGCUAAAAGCAAGCAACAAGAAGACUACUCUUCCCAUCUCUGCAACCUCGGCCCGAACUGUUACUUCCAAAACAUUUGCUUUCAGCAAUUCGCGAACCACAACCAGGCAAAGCCGGUCCCCCCGCACGGACACAUGAGCCACAAAAAGAUCACGCUGGAAGUAGAUUUGGCGUAUGCCAUGUCGAGGGAGGAACAUGUGAUCUUGACAACCGCGGAGGACCGGAACGACGUGAAGACGCUGCCGGGGUCGUUUCUGGGGAAAUUGUGGACCAGUGUCAACUACCCGGUCUUGGCGAACCGCAAGGACGAAUGCGCGGAAAUCCGGGUGAACGUGUACAGCAGCAGUAGGAGCAGCGUGUUUGGCAAUCGGGAGGGGAAAGAGGAUGAAAUUUUUGGAAGGUGGGGCAGCUAGUUGCUUUUGUUUAAGUAGUUUUUUUUGCCUAUGUUGUAUGUUGAAACCCGCCCUUGCAGUGGCCGAAAGAUGAAUUCUUGUUGAGAUGUUUUUAGCUGCAUAUACUAGUCCCACCCUGCCCGUUUCAUUUCCAACGUCUUCUUCACAUCAUCAGCCCUUUGAUCGAUUCAGGUUGAACACAGCGAACCGCAUGACCGCAGACCAACUCCGGACCUUCGGCACGGCGGAUUUCAAAACGCUGCUCCACACCGUAGACCGGGUCAACGCGCCGCUGCUUGUUGAGUCCGAGGAAAACAAAGACCAAUUUUACAGCAGGUUCACCCGCGGGCCGGAGGAACUGGACCGGGUCUUUUACCCGCGGAUCAUCGAGCGACACCCGCUGUGGGACUUCCUACGGACCAGCCACCAGAGCAACAGCGUGGAAGAGGGGGAUGAGAAACUGUUGGCGAAGGUACUAGGAUGAAGAAGUGAAGACAACUUAUGAAUGUCGCCUGCAUAAUUAGACUGAUUCAUAUCUUAUCAGGGUGUAGUUGAAGAAGAAGAAGAAGAACAUGCAAAAUGAAAUUCCCAAGACAAGUUUUGUGUCUUUUCUACAUGAACAAGAUCUGCAUGAAUAGAAUUAUUCGUCCAAACAGCGCUGCGCCGACACGGCUUCCUCCGUCGCGAACGACAACGAUCCGCGCACGCCCGUCGCCGUGAUUUUUGGCCGGUACAAGUGCUGCGCGCACAACGUCGGCCAUGUGCUGCUCGAUGAGGCGAUUGCGGUGUACCGGUUCCUGGAGUAUUGGGAACUCUUAGACCACAAGAAGUACAAAAUCUACCUCUUCCUCGAAAAGCUGAAAAACGCGGAGUAUUUUUACCUUACCGCGGACAAGAUCUUCACGUGGGAUGAGCUUCCUAUGGAAGUGUCAGAAUCGAAAUUGACAAAAUCGAAAAACUUGCGAUGCACAAAAUCGAUGUCAGUUAGAGCCUCAGUUUCCAAGUGGCGAGUGAGCACCCAAAUCCAGACUGUCAUGCUGUUUGGGCAACGAAGACUGCUCCUGUCGUGCUACUCGGGCAGCACCUCGCAUACCCCUAAAGACGAGGCUUGCAAUCGGUUUCAUUUGCCUGCUCCCCAAUACAGGUCUCCAGUGCCCUACGUUUGAUGCAUCACAAAUUUUUCGAUUUUGUCGAUUUCGAUCCUGACACAUCCAUACUUCCGAAGUUCGGCUGCUUCAAGCACCUGAUCGCAGGGCAGGCGAGACUGGGGUAUUACAAUCCGUAUGAUUGGCACAAGGGCAUGAAGGACCAGUACGACAUCCUGACCCGGUAUGGGACUGUCAGGAUUGAAAUCGUCAGAGUUGAAAUGAUUUGUCAUGCAUAAAAUGCGAUACAGAAAUUGCCUCUAUUGCAGAGGACGCACGGGAGGCAGACUAUAGUCCUGGUAAGGGUCAAAAGUUGGACUGCUGACUAGCAUGACAGAAGGCAGCUCUUUUGCCCUAAACCGCAUGACAGACUCGCUUCCAGGACCGGGGAAAUUUGUCAUGCGCCGACUACAAACUGUAGGUCUAACUGGUGUCCGUUUUAUGCAUCACAAAUCAUUUCAACUUUGACGAUUUCAAUCCUGACACUCCCAUACCCGGGCCCCCAAGUCCGCACCGUUCGGGAUGUUUUUCCCGUUUCGGGACUACGUCAUGCGGAAGUACAACGUCGGUAAAUAUUUCGGCGGGGUUGUCGAGAACUUGAGAAAAAACGCGAUUAGUGAAGAAGGUGGCGAAGGUCGUCCUGGUCAUGGAUCAUCUGCUUCUUCAUUACAACAAGCACGACGGCUCUACACGGUUUCCAUUUUCCAGAAAGACGCGUGGAAGAGCGAGAACUGCUGCGUUUUCGUGAACGCCGAGGAGUUCCGAGACAUGCUGUUAUCGGACAAAACCCUGCCGAUUAAGGAAGUUAGGUUGAUUAUCGCAAGAAAAAACUGUUUCACUGUGAACUUGUGAUGCAGAGAACGAAACACCAAAGUGUUUGUCUUGCUACACCUGCAACACAAUGGAUUUUUAAGUGUGUUUUCCCUUGGAAAACGCGCAUGGCAAAUUUUCUGUGUCAUGUGUAGCAAACUUGUGAUGCAGAUCUUGCAAAACCAGCACAGUGAAACAGUUUUUUCGUGGGAUAUUGAUCAACUGGGUGCGGAAAUCGAACCUGCCACCGAACCAGAUGUUUGUGAACGAAGAAGACCGGGUGGAAAACAGCACGGGCUUGGAACUAAGUGUGCCGGGAAUGACAGGAAUCGCGCCGGAAUUCAACGACCCAGACAGGCGGCAGUGUCUGAACUCCGAGUAUUGCUGUUUGACGUCGUUUACUUACCCGGAAAUCGAAAUGUACUUUCCGUGUCGACGGCGCACCACUUGCCUUCAUUGCAUGAAAAACAAAAUCGAAAUCAUUUUUAUGCUUUCAUUGUAUUCGCUCGUCUGAACAGGUAUUCGAUGCAGGAGCAGGUGCACCUGAUGGCGACGACGGACAUCUUGAUUUCCUUCUCGGGCGCGGACAUGGGCAACAUCGUUUUCCUCCCGGAGAAAUCCGCGGUGAUCUCGUUUUCGCGCUACAUGGGCUGGAAGGGCGACCCGACGGACACGACGAAACAGCCGGGGUGGCGCACCUCGUUCGAGCUCGCGAGCUGGGGGCGGCACCGGCCGUACCUGAUCCGGAAGGAGUACGCGCUGGAGAUCACCGGGAUGUACAAUUACUACGCCAUUUCGAACGAGGAAAACGAGAAAAAGGCCAACGCCCGCCCGGUCUUCCUGGUCCGGCCGCGGAAGGAGGGCCCGGCGCACACGCCGAAGAUCAACGAGGUGAGCAAGCGGUUUCAGAGCUUCCUGAACGAAACCAGCCACCGGAACGCGCGGGACGGGCGGAUGAUCAAAUUCUUGCACAUGGGAAAGCUGCCGCAGAUCUUGAAGAUGAUCCGCAGCAUCGUGCGGGAGCUGGACGAGGUGCACGGAAUUCACGCGGAUUUGGGGCUGUACGAACACGGGGUGAGAGGGGCGGCGUUGUGAGGAGCCACUAGUUCUUGGUGUGGUUCGCUGGGGCGUGGAAAGAUUAGAAUUGACUAGAGAGGAAUGCAGAUAUUUGCGCAUUUCCGCAAGAGGAAAAGAAAGUAGUAGUUCGCUAGAGUGCAAUGUGAAAAUGAACCUAAUUGGAUUCAACAAUAUACGGAAUGGACAUUAUACAGCAAACACGACGAACACGAAGUGGAGGG
Molecule: messenger RNA, 7826 nt
Organism: Amoebophrya sp. A120
Lineage: Eukaryota; Dinophyceae; Syndiniales; Amoebophryaceae
Source: the annotation of a GenBank genome assembly